CGAAAAACCACACAAACAAAACAAGGAGCUACAAUCAACGAUCCAAGUUUGCAGUGGAAAUAUAACAACAAAGGGAAGGGGAAGGUGAAAAAGUUUAAUUAUGGCACUCAAUCAACAUCAACAUCAUCAUCAUCAUCAACAGCAGCAACAACAACAUCAGCCAGAAAAUUCAACAUUUAUUGAUGAUAAUCUUGACACCUGUCCAUCGUUAACUCUAUUGAAUUUACCUGAAAGCCCCAUAUUACCGCCCAAGCAACGACGACACCAGGAUGCCAACAACAACAACAACAACAACAAUCAUAAUCAAAAUAAUAAUAACCAAGCUCCUGUUCCUGUUCCUGCGAUUGCUCCCACUCCUUCUUCUGCAUUUGUUGAGCCACAACAAUCAGGCAAAAAUAAAUAUAGCAAGUCAAACGGAAGUGGAAAUGAAAAUGGAAAUGCUGGCCACCACCAGAACCAACAGCAACAUCAACAUCAACGCCAUAAUCAGCAUCAUCAUUAUCAUCAACGCCAACGUCACCGUUCCAUUUCAUUAUAUGGCGUUAACAGUACUGUGGAGCAAGGCCAUAAGGAAAUACCCAUUUGGAUGGACGAUGGCGAGCCGCGUUAUGUGUCGGGUGUAACAAAUAAAACCACAUGCAAUGACAUAAUCAAGGCAUUGAUUGAUGAUGAGCUGAAAAGUGGCAACAGUGCAGCACAACAAAAACAACAACAACAACAACAAGUUGCGCAUUUCUUUGAAAAGACGUGAGGAAUUUCAAGAACCUUUGGCUCUGCAACUACAACGACCAUGUCUCUAU
This is a messenger RNA of Drosophila willistoni, 800 nucleotides long. It is a transcript of the gene meru, whose product is annotated as probable serine/threonine-protein kinase cdc7. The record is from RefSeq and is a predicted model, not a curated record. NCBI's taxonomy places the organism in Eukaryota, Metazoa, Arthropoda, Insecta, Diptera, Drosophilidae. Bases 101 to 751 code for a protein of 216 amino acids. The transcript is spliced from 4 exons.